ACAACGCAACUUCAUAUAAAUAGGAAGCUACGAAUAUUCCAACAUGUCAUCGUCCCACCCCUCUACUGCUCUCUCUUCCUCUACCCCUUUGACUAGUAGCUCUUCAGUUGCAAUUCAGUUUCAUUUGGGUUUCUUACUUUGAUUUGCAUUAAGCAAUCAGACACACUUACGCACAAGUAAGUCUCUGUACAUACACUUCUGUACAUACUCAAAUCUCAUGUCUUAAACAUUGUACAGUUUCUCAAAUCAUAGUUUCAUUCAACUCCCAAUUCUCUAGUUUCCAAUUUGAUUUAAAAGAUACUAAAUUUUGCCAAAAAGUAGCCACCUUUACUUAGAUUACCCAUAUAAAAUCUAAGCUUUAAUGUCAAUUAUAUGUGGCAUACCUCUCCUUGAGUGUGUCUACUGCCUAGCAUGUGCACGUUGGGCAUGGAAACGCUGUCUCCAUUCUGCAGGUCACGACAGUGAGACAUGGGGACUUGCAACUGCUGAAGAGUUUGAUCCUGUCCCACGUUUAUGUAAGUACAUUCUAGCUGUUUAUGAGGAUGAUUUAAGGGCUCCCCUCUGGGAGCCUCCUGGCGGGUAUGGGAUUAACCCGGAUUGGGUAAUUCUGCGUAAAACGUAUGAGGAUACCCGCGGAAGGGCUCCUCCGUAUAUUUUGUAUCUAGAUCAUGAUCAUUGUGAUAUAGUUCUUGCCAUUCGGGGGCUUAAUUUGGCGAAAGAGAGUGAUUAUGCUGUGCUUUUAGAUAAUAAGCUAGGGAAAAGGAAGAUUGAUGGGGGGUAUGUUCAUAAUGGAUUGUUGAAGGCUGCUGGGUGGGUUUUGGAUGCUGAGAGUGAGAUUUUGAAGGAGUUGCUGAAGAAAUAUGCGAAUUAUAGUUUGACUUUUGCGGGUCAUUCCCUUGGUUCUGGGGUGGCUGCUAUGUUGACAUUAGCAGUGGUGUUAAACCAGGAUAAGUUGGGGAACAUUGAGAGAAAGAGAGUUAGGUGCUAUGCUAUUGCACCGGCAAGAUGUAUGUCGCUUAAUUUGGCAGUUAGAUACGCGGAUGUUAUUAAUUCUGUUGUAUUGCAGGAUGAUUUUUUACCACGGACGGCCACACCUUUGGAAGACAUUUUCAAAUCUCUUUUCUGUUUACCAUGCCUACUUUGUCUAAGAUGCAUGAGGGAUACAUGUAUACCUGAGGAGAAGAUGAUCAAAGAUCCAAGGAGGCUGUAUGCACCUGGUCGCCUCUAUCACAUUGUUGAGAGAAAGCCUUUAAGAUGUGGAAGAUUUCCCCCUGUUGUUAGGACAGCUGUGCCAGUGGAUGGGAGGUUUGAGCAUAUAGUUCUGUCCUGUAAUGCCACUUCUGAUCAUGCAAUAAUAUGGAUUGAGAGAGAAGCCACGAGGGCACUGAAUAUAAUGCUAGAGAAAGAUCAAACAAUGGGGAUCCCGGCAAAGCAAAGAAUGGAAAGGCAAGAGACAAUGGUCAGAGAACAUACUGAGGAGUACAAUGCUGCAUUACAGAGGGCUGUUAUCCUAGCCGUGCCACAUGCUAUGUCACAUUCGCGAUACGGAACUUUUGAAGAGCAGAAGCAGGAUGAAGAGCUAACAGAAGAUGACUCAAGCAAAUCAAGCGGGGAAUCUUCUUUCGGAUCUUCUAGGCAAAGCAGGCCAAAAGAGAACUGGGAUGAAUUGAUCGAACGCCUGUUUGAGAAGGACGAAUCAGGUCAUAUGGUGCUCAAGAAGUCACAGAGAGAUAAAUGAUAAUGAUGUUGAAGCAACGUGAACUGCAUGAACAGAAAGAGAGUGGUAGUUUUACGGCAAGAGAGAUGUCUCAAUUCAUUUGUAUUAUACUGUCAGUUAGAUUCAAACUCUUGUUCAAUUUACUUGUAAAUUAAUUAGAAGAAAAGUUUUAUUCGCAAUGGCACAAAUACUUGUAAGUGAACAGAAAUACAGUGAUAUUUUUUAUAUAUUUUUUAUAAAGUAUAUAAGAGGGGUAAAUAUUAAA
Molecule: messenger RNA, 1982 nt
Organism: Mercurialis annua (annual mercury)
Lineage: Eukaryota; Viridiplantae; Streptophyta; Magnoliopsida; Malpighiales; Euphorbiaceae
Exons: 5
Coding region: 362-1738 (458 amino acids)
Biological process (GO): lipid catabolic process
Source: RefSeq, a predicted model, not a curated record